AUGUUUUUCUUCAAUCCUAUUAGCAAUGACAUAAUUGAACUCCCUGAACUACUAGAGGAGCACAAAAAUUCUUGCUCUGCUUGGACUUUUUCGUGUCCUCCUUACUCAUCAUCGGAUUGUUUCGUUGUUGGUUUUGAAGCCAUUGGUUAUGUCCCAGAUGUGUACAUCAUCAAAGUUGGAGAUACUGAAUGGACGUAUCACUACUCCUUGAACCCAGGAAAAUUUAUGGCAAUAGGGUGCAAUAAUCCGUUAUUUUUCAAAAACAAUACUAUCUACUUACUCGGAGAUAAAGGUAACUUGGGAACACUACGCAUCAAUGAAAACUCAGCUGCAAAAAGACCUAGGUGGAAAUUUUAUGGGAGUUAUUUUCCAAGUUCAAAAAAACGAUUAAUUAGAAAGGCAUACACAGCAGAAGAUGUUGAUAAUGGAGGAAUGUUAGUUGUGAUUUUAAGUCGCGAAAAAGGGGAUGUAGAGGUUUGGAGGUACAAAAUAAAUGGAAAAGAGUUGGAGAGGGAACAAAUAACAAGUUUGGAUAAUAAAACAUUGUUUGUGAGUUUUGGAGGGUCGUACUUGAAAACAUUUGUUGCACAGGGACUAGGAAACAAGAUAUAUUUCUCAAUGUUUCACGACAACAACAAGGGCGUUUUCUACUAUUUGGCCAAUCGCAAAUAUUACUCUUUCGAUUACUCUGUCAACAAAGCUUACUCAAGUCCAAAUAUUUUUAACUUGGUCCAACCAAAAUCCUGCAUUUGGAUCGAACUAGAGAAUGAUUAA
Messenger RNA from Solanum tuberosum (potato), 774 nucleotides. Its product is annotated as F-box protein At4g00893-like. The transcript has a single exon. The record is from RefSeq and is a predicted model, not a curated record. Bases 1 to 774 code for a protein of 257 amino acids. Lineage: Eukaryota; Viridiplantae; Streptophyta; Magnoliopsida; Solanales; Solanaceae.